AUGCCUUGUUCACAUGUCAUUGCCACAUGCUUCAGUGUUUAUCAGGAUCCAUUCUUGCAACUAUCAGAAGUUUACAAGGUCCUGAACUUAUUCCGUAUCUACAAUAACAGUUUUCCAGUGGUAGCUAGUGAGGACUAUUGGCCAACCUAUCAUGGAGACACAAUUUACCACAACGAAAAUACAAGAAGAAACAAAAAGGGCCGCCCCAAAAGCAUGCGAAUUAGAACUGAAAUGGAUACAACUGAGAAAAUGGAAAGAUUGUGUAGAAUAUGUUGUCUUCCCGGGCAUACGAGGAAACAUUGUCCAAAUGUUGGAACAAGUUCUAGAUAG
This is a messenger RNA of Lathyrus sativus (Indian pea), 330 nucleotides long. NCBI's taxonomy places the organism in Eukaryota, Viridiplantae, Streptophyta, Magnoliopsida, Fabales, Fabaceae. The record is from the annotation of a GenBank genome assembly.